UGUUACUCCACCAGAAGCGGUGAAUGACGAUGCAAUCACGUUUGGUCUGAAAACGGUACAAACUAACAGAAACGUGCCAGUACUGCACUUCCUGUACUUAGACAGGCUUAUGUUUUGCAGUGUCAAGUAAAAGAUUUCCCUGUAAAAAUGAAUGUGAGGAAAGUGCUAAAGACAGUGCAAAGUGUGGAGCAGUUGGAGGGAGUCGGUGCUCGGGUCCGCAGGAGCAUCGGGAGAAAGGAACUGAGAAACCUGGAUCCUUUCCUGAUGUUGGAUGAGUUUAAAGUCAGCAAGCCGGCAGGUUUUCCUGACCAUCCUCAUAGAGGAUUUGAAACAGUCACAUAUGUUUUAGAGGGAAUCACAGCCCACGAGGAUUUCUGUGGCCAUUCAGGAAAACUAAAACCUGGAGAUCUGCAAUGGAUGACUGCAGGAAGGGGAGUCGUGCAUGCUGAGAUGCCCAUGUCAGAAGAGCCAGUGGUGGGCUUACAGCUGUGGGUAAACCUGGCAAAACGAGAAAAGAUGGUGGAACCAGCGUACCAGGAGCUUAAAGGUUCAGAGAUCCCCAAGCCCAGCCAAGGAGGAGUUACAGUCAGUGUCAUAUCAGGGGAAGCCUUGGGAGCAAAGUCCAAGGUUUACACAAGAACACCAACCUUGUACCUGGACUUCAAAAUGCAGGCAGGAGCCAUGCAUGUGCAACCAGUACCCUCAGGAUGGACUACCUUCAUCUACACCUUAUCAGGAACCAUUGACGUUGGUCCGGAUCAGGAGCAGCAGCAAGUGAAGCCCCAUCACACAGUGGUGUUUGCAGAUGGAGACUGUGUCAAGUUUGAAAACAAGGGUUCUGAUGUUUCCCAUUUUGUGCUGAUUGCUGGAGAACCAAUCAAUGAGCCUGUUGUACAACAUGGCCCAUUUGUAAUGACCACAGAGGAGGAGAUCAGACAGGCUAUCAGCGACUACCAGACCAGCAAAAAUGGCUUUGAACGGGCCAAAAACUGGAGGUCCAAAAUCCGAGAUGCUUCUUGAACGUUUCAUGUUGUUUUGUUUUUUUGCUCCGCGAGGUGGUCUGUUAUCAUGCAAACAUGGUUAUGGAGAUAUUGAAAUAAUAAUAACCAAAAAGGAUAUGGUUGGUGUUUGGUUUUGGGGUUAAAAAGUAUCUUUAUUUUAAUAAGAGUAAUAAAUAGUUCAAGUUUGAUUAGCUUUUUUUUUUCCAACAGAAAGUGUUGAUUUGCUAGUUUAAAAUAGUUUAUCAAUGGUAAUUGUUGUAGUUCGCUCGCUCAUCCACCCUUACCUCCUCUGUGAGUCAUCUUUGUGGCCUUUGUUGUAGAAAAAUUACACACCUUGAACGCUCAUUAUUACUACGCCCAGUAGAGGGUGUUGUGUCAACAAAAUUCUAUUCAGUUCAAUUCAGCUUUAUUUGAAUAGCUCCAGUUUAGACCUUCAUCAUACCUUUGUGUGUGUGUCCAUUUGAAUGUAAGUACAAAAAAAAAGAAAAAAAAAACUAACUUGGAUAAAACACAGUAAUUUUUCUAUGAACCAGCACUUUAUAAACCGAAGCCUAAAGAUUUUCUUACAUACAGCAAUUCUAAUAAUGUUUAGAUUCUGACUGAAUCACACCUAUGGGGAGGAGAAAUGUUUAAAUUAACAUUUUGCGUUACUGUUUUAUUUCCACAUUAAGCUUUUUGUUAUUGAAAUAAUGAAAACUACAUCAGCAAGACAUUUUCCAAGAGAGACCAAAGGUGUCUAUUCUCAGUUGUCUAUUGUCUAUUCUAUUCAUGUUUUCCAUAGGUAUCUGGGUUUGGUUUGCACUAGUUUAAGUUAUUCAACCUUUUUGCUCUUAUUUUUAAUUUUGAUUGCUCUUUUUCUUAAAUAUCUGUAAUUUAAUUUUAACCAAAUUAAGCUGGGUUGUUUAAUGCAGAAAAAUACUUCACUAUGAGUAUUGCAUUAUCAUUUUAUCAGUUCUUCAAAAACCAUGUUUGAACUUUUAAUGUAAAAAAAAUAUAAAGCUUACAUAAAUACUUUG
Messenger RNA from Melanotaenia boesemani (Boeseman's rainbowfish), 2017 nucleotides. It is a transcript of the gene pir, whose product is annotated as pirin. The transcript is spliced from 10 exons. The coding region runs from base 148 to 1020 and encodes 290 amino acids. NCBI's taxonomy places the organism in Eukaryota, Metazoa, Chordata, Actinopteri, Atheriniformes, Melanotaeniidae. Gene Ontology annotation, molecular function: quercetin 2,3-dioxygenase activity. Gene Ontology annotation, cellular component: nucleus. The record is from RefSeq and is a predicted model, not a curated record. Gene Ontology annotation, biological process: monocyte differentiation.